Platichthys flesus (European flounder) is the source of this 1507-nucleotide messenger RNA. RefSeq names its product vacuolar protein sorting 36 homolog (gene vps36). Gene Ontology annotation, cellular component: late endosome membrane; ESCRT II complex. The record is from RefSeq and is a predicted model, not a curated record. NCBI's taxonomy places the organism in Eukaryota, Metazoa, Chordata, Actinopteri, Pleuronectiformes, Pleuronectidae. The coding region runs from base 83 to 1231 and encodes 382 amino acids. The transcript has 14 exons. Gene Ontology annotation, biological process: protein transport to vacuole involved in ubiquitin-dependent protein catabolic process via the multivesicular body sorting pathway. Gene Ontology annotation, molecular function: ubiquitin binding; phosphatidylinositol-3-phosphate binding.
UUUGGACAGGAUACCAGAAGUAAACAUAAAAUGAGUCUCGGCGGCGGAGUAAAAUAAAGAAUAAAUUGUUCAGGGAGCUGAAAUGGAUCGUUUUUGUUGGUCAAACGGGCUUUUGGAAAUAAACGAAACUUUAGUGAUCCAACAACGAGGCGUGAGACUGUAUGACGGCGACGAUAAGGCGAAGCUGGACGUUGGAGUUGCCCUGUUGAGCACCCACCGGCUGAUCUGGAGGGACGUUAAAAAUCAUGAAUGCUGCAUAGCCAUGCCCCUGUCACAGAUCCUCUUAUUCGAGGAGCAGGCUGCAGGAAUAGGAAAGAGUGCAAAAAUAGUCAUUCACCUGCAUCCAGCACCUGCCAACAAGGAGCCAGGUCCCUACCAACACAGCAAAUAUCCCUACAUCAAGCUGUCGUUCAAAGAACAUGGGCAGAUUGAGUUUAACAGGAGGCUAACAGAAGAGAUGACUCAGAGGAGAUGGGAGAAUACACCAGUGUCACAACCCAUCCCCACAGGAACAGGUUCUCAGACAGGAAAGACACGUGCGGUGGGGAUUGUUGGCAUCGAGAGGAAGAUAGAGGAAAAGAGGAAAGAACAAGACAAAAACAUUUCGGAGGCAUUUGAGGACCUCAGCAAGCUGAUGGUGAAGGCCAAAGAGAUGGUGGAGUUGUCCAGGUCUAUAGCCAACAAGAUUAAAGACAAGCAGGGAGACAUAACAGAAGAUGAGACAAUCCGGUUUAAGUCUUACCUACUCAGCAUGGGUAUAGCUAACCCUGUCACCAGGGAAACACAUGGAUCGGGCACACAUUACCACCUGCAGCUGGCUAAGCAACUGGGAGAUAUGCUACAAGCCCCUCUAGAGGAGCGUGGGGGAAUGAUGGCUCUCACUGAGGUGUACUGUCUCGUCAACCGUGCUCGAGGGAUGGAGCUUUUAUCUCCAGAAGAUUUGGUCAACGCCUGCAAGAUGUUUGAGUCGUUGAAGCUCCCUCUGAGGCUGCGUGUGUUUGACAGUGGUGUGAUGGUGGUCCAGCUGCAGUCUCACAGCGAGGAGGAAAUGAUCGCCUCUGCACUGGACAACGUGUCAGAUAAAGGUUCGUUGACAGCUGAGGAGUUUGCAAAACUCUUGGGUCUCUCUGUUCUUCUGUCUAAGGAACGGUUGCUGCUGGCUGAGAAGAUGGGCAACCUGUGUAGAGAUGACUCUGUCGAGGGUUUGAGAUUCUACCCAAACCUGUUUUGACCUGUUUACAGUCAUUAUUGUUCAGAUAGAGAAAAAUAGCUGCACCGUCUCUACUGACUGACUCUGACCUCUGUGUGUUGUACAGCAGUAAAGUGCUCUCCUGUCUGAUUCAUGAUUAUCAAACAAUAAUCACAAUUUUCUACUUAGGUUUAAAACCAAGGCUUCCUCUUUUACAAUAAUUUAAAAACUGCCAAUACUGUAUAUCCAGCAGCAGCAAAGUGUCCCCAGAUGUGCUCCUAGUGUGUCUUUGGUAAUAAAUGGGUUUUGGAAUGUUGA